This is a messenger RNA of Salarias fasciatus (jewelled blenny), 1029 nucleotides long. RefSeq names its product fibrinogen-like protein 1-like protein. NCBI's taxonomy places the organism in Eukaryota, Metazoa, Chordata, Actinopteri, Blenniiformes, Blenniidae. The coding region runs from base 1 to 846 and encodes 281 amino acids. The transcript has 2 exons. The record is from RefSeq and is a predicted model, not a curated record.
AUGAAGUGUUGGACGUGUUGGAUUGCUGCUGCUGCUGCAGCGUUCCUGCCGCUCAGUGUGAUGGGAUUUGACUCAGAGCAUCUCCAAGCUGAGAACCUCAGUAUCCUUCCUCCAGAGGAACACCACUUGGUCCUGAACCGAGACAUGAAAGUGCCGCCCAGAGACUGCUAUGAAAUGCUGAUGGCUUCUUCAGGUAAAGCCAGAGACGGCAUCUACCUGAUCCAGCCGGGCGACUCGCCCAUCGUGGUCUACUGCGCCAUGCAGGAGGGCGGCUGGACCGUGGUGCAGCACAUCACCGUCAACAGCAGCGUCAACUUCGACUGCACCUGGAACGAGUACAAGAACGGCUUUGGCCUGGUCACCGGAGACCACUGGCUGGGGAACGAGUACCUCCACCAGCUCACCCGCGGCCCCGCUCGCUACAAACUGGGAAUCAAACUGGUGGACCCGGACGCCGUCACCAAGACCGGGGAGUACGAUCCCUUCCUGGUGGAGGGUGAGUCGUCGGCGUAUAGACUGAGGCUGGGGCUGUUUCAGGGCACGGCUGUGGACGCCCUCACCAUGGACACCGAGAACUACCUGCACGACAACCAGAGAUUCACCACCAAAGACAGAGACAAUGACAACUACUUCAAAAACUGUGCCAAACUGGAGUUUCAGGGGGUGCCCGGAGGGGGGUGGUGGUACGACGCCUGCGCCGGCGCCAAUCUAAACCGCAGGAAUGUCAUCUACUGGCAGAAGGACUGCAACAAGGAGCGGCUGUGCAAGUAUGCGUGGAUGAUGGUGAGACCUUCGGACACAGUGAAGCUGGUCCACGGCGGAGACUGCAUGAAGGACGAGCUGUGAGGAGAGUUACAUGGACAUGCUGGACAUCCAGUUCACCACGGUUUAUUCAAAAAUGCAUGAACAUGAUCACAACGGACUGAAACGAACCAAAAAGACCUCUUAAUAAAGUUUGAAUCACAGUAUAAAAUUGUAAUUUUAGCUCAAGUUUUUGUGUCCAUCAUACACCACGUCUGUAUAUUUCAA